Messenger RNA from Pimephales promelas (fathead minnow), 2000 nucleotides. It is a transcript of the gene dnttip1, whose product is annotated as deoxynucleotidyltransferase terminal interacting protein 1. Gene Ontology annotation, molecular function: nucleosome binding; DNA binding. The record is from RefSeq and is a predicted model, not a curated record. Gene Ontology annotation, cellular component: nucleus. Lineage: Eukaryota; Metazoa; Chordata; Actinopteri; Cypriniformes; Leuciscidae.
UUACAUUCUUGUUUACGUCACUGCAUUGUUGAGCUUGAGGAAGCGACUGACAAAUCAUCGAGCUCGCGAACUUUGACAAACAGUGACUUUUCUGAUUAUUUCAGUGUGUCUAAAUGCAUACCGUUAAACCGGUUAUUCUCAAUGCAUAUUUGUAGUAAAGUUUAAAGGGGUGUGAAUUAGCUCUUCAGCUCUCUGACUGCAUUGAGUUGCUGUCAGGUCACAGUGACAGUGAAGUGCAACACUUAUCGAUCAACAUCAAGAAACCCCUGGAGCUUCUCCAUCGAUCUUCAUUGAUUGUGAGUGAUGGGGGCCCACAGGAGCGAGGGACGCCGGGAAUGGCUCCAGCAGGACUUCACUGAGCAGCAGGUACAGACAGCGAAUCCCUGGAACAUCAUGAUCAAACACAGACAGGUGCAUCGCAGGGGACGGCGCUCACAGAUGACCGUUAGCUACACAGAUCCCGUCAUAUCCAUGGACCUUCUGCGGACCGUUCUGCAGCCCAGCUUCAACGACGACAUCCGUGCGGUGUUCAGAAAAUAUAUGAAGUUUUUUGAGAAGGCGGCCAGCAAUGUGAAGGAGAACGUUGGUGGAGACGUGCAGCCGGAUCAGCUUAUCAGAGAUGCCUGCAGAAACUGCCUGGAACAUGCAAAGCUGCUUUUUCCUGAUGCGGAGAAAACGGCUCAGAAGCCCAGUGUCGACGCCGCAGUGAAGCGUUCACGGCAGCCAGACGACACAUCCGGUCAGAGAGACAGCCCUAUCCCUAAGAAGAGGAAAGGUCGUCCUCCUGGUCCAGUUGUACAGUACGACAGAACGGCCCAGUACAGCACUCCCAUUUUCCGUAGAGCGAAACCCAAAGUAUCCGAGCCAAUAAAGAGAGAAGGACCUAAGUGGAACCCAUCCAGACUGAAUGAGAACAGCACAUUCGUUCUGGGAUCCAGGGCAAAUAAGGCUUUGGGAAUGGGCGGUACAAGAGGAAGAAUCUACAUCAAACACGCAGAGCUCUUCAAGUAUGCCGCUGAUGCUCAGGACAAACAUUGGCUUUCAGAAAGACAGCACAUGAGAGCCACAGGUGGAAAGAUGGCGUAUCUGCUUAUAGAAGAGGAUAUUCUUGAUCUUGCCCGAAGUGAUGACUACAAGGACUGUCCUGACCUGAAGCUGGAUGAAUUGAAACCAUUUACAGUGCCCAUUUGGAUGGUGGAGAAGAUGCAGAAGGCAAUGGAAGCACAGAAAACAGAAAAUGAUCUUGUCAUGUAAUGCCAAACUCGCCAGGCAAGUCGAUAGACCACGGACACUCCUCAGUGUUAUCAAUUUAGCAUAACUGUAACUUUUUGUUGUUUGCUUGGCGAUGUACACUGUAGGCACAGGCAUUACCCAGGAAUUGUUGUGUCGGAGGUUUAUUUGGCAAUUCAGAUUUCCACAUUUUAUUUAAUGGUACAGAUUUGCUUUUUUUUGUUUUUUCAUGAAUUUGUAUUUAAAGAAUUAAAUAUCUACUGAGGCACAGAUAUAGAGCCUUAAUGAUUUUUUAAAUUCUGUGGUUAAUAGACAUUUUGUAUGUUUGUUUAGUGUGUGUUUUUUCCUGCACAUUUAUCGUAUUUUUUAAACAAAUAGAUUUUAUGAAUUUAUCAUUGUUUGUCAUAUCUGCUUUAAAAGGGAGGUUACUUGGUCAUUAAUUCCCCCCCUUAUUUCUUGCUUUUUAAAUGCACAGCUUUAUUCUAAAGAACAAAAACAAAGAAGCUAGUUACUUCCUCUUGCAGCAUCAUUACACAAUGGAGCUGUGAUAUUUUUACCCAAGCAUCUUUUGUAUUAUUGCAUUUAAAAAAGAAGAAAUGAAAAACUUUACCUUUACCCAAUUUUCUGUCUUAUUAAAAGUGGGGGGGAAGUAUUUAAAUUAUUUUCUAAAUGAAUUUCAUACCUGUUACACACAUGUCUAUUAUAUAACUGAAAAUGUACGGUUUAUUGUUGUAUGUAAAUUAAAUUACCAAUAAAUGGUUUGUGCUAAA